UAUUUAUUUGAAGUUUUAGAUACAGUUCCUUCAGAGUUCACAAGUAGCCCUUUAGUAGAAUUCGAAACUGCAAAUGAAAGUAUAAAGUUAGUGACUAUUGAAGCAAAUGAAGCAACUGAAUCGUUAGAGAAAAUGGAACCGGCUGAAACACAGCUCAACAAUUACGCUAAAGCUGUGGAAUUCACUUUACGUCGAAAGCGAGUAGUGACUGAUAGUAAUGGAGAAGUUCGACGACGUACAUUUGAGUGUUCAUAUUCUGGGGAAUCA
This is a messenger RNA of Racocetra persica, 267 nucleotides long. Lineage: Eukaryota; Fungi; Glomeromycota; Glomeromycetes; Diversisporales; Gigasporaceae. The record is from the annotation of a GenBank genome assembly.